AAAUGCAAGCCUCUGUUUUAAGUCCUCGGCUAGUCAUUCUGUUGUCUCGUUCACGUCAAACAACAAACAGUUUGCGGGCAUUCUCUUCUUCUUCUUCUAACCAGUCUCGCGGUGGCCUUCCCCGAUUCUACUCCGAUAAGCUUCCUCCUUCCAAGGAUGGCAUUGUUCGUGUUAAAGGUGAUGAAUUCUGGCACAUGACUAGGGUCUUAAGGUUGACAAUUCAUGAUAGGGUAGAACUAUUUGAUGGAAAAGGAGGAUUAGUUGAAGGUUGUAUACAGAACAUUGAUCAGAAUGGAUUGGAUAUUGUGGCUCUCGAGAAUCCAAAUGCAGUAUCUCCACAUAACACACAGUGGCAUGUCUUUGCUGCAUUUGGUACUCUGAAGGGAGGUCGGGCUGAUUGGCUUGUGGAGAAAUGUACAGAGCUAGGAGCCUGUAGUGUGACUCCCUUAUUGACGGACCGGUCUCCUUCAAUAUCAGAAAAUCGUGUGGAUAGAUUACAACGUGUCAGUUUUGCUGCAGCUAAACAAUGCCAACGGCUGCAUGAAAUGGUUCUAAAUCCUCCUAUAAAAAUUGGUGGACUUUUACCUCUUGUUAAAAAUUCAAAGCUUUCGUUUAUUGCCACGGCAGAAGCUAAACCAUUAUUUAGUGCUUUAAGUUCCAUCAAAAAAGAAUCAGCUGGACUGAUGAUAAUUGGACCAGAAGGAGACUUCACAGAGAGAGAGUUAAACGUGAUUCUUGAGGCUGGGGCAACUUCUGUUGGUCUUGGACCACAUCGUCUACGAGUUGAAACUGCUACAGUGGCACUUUUGUCAGCAUUAAUGUUGUGGUGUGACGACCAGGAGUUAUUGAAGGUCUAGCAAACUUGCAGGCAAGGUUCAUAUGCUGAGGGGUCCCAAGAAAGCAGCAAGUUAGCACUAUUAAAGGAAUUCAGAAGUGAAGGAUCAAAAAUAAAGGAUAAUGAUCAAUCAUUCGCUUUGUUAUGUCUGGCCUCACCCUCAAUCCACUUGGGAAAGCCCAGUGUAUCAUCCUUGACACAAUACUUCUGAACUUGCCCAGCUGACUUUUCUUUGUAAUCUCAAGUGAAAAUCUGGUGGUAUUGAAUUCCACAAAUUAUUUUUGUCCAACUCUUGGACGGUUUUGAAAAGUCAAAUUGCUACAUGAGUGGUGAGUGAUGACAUUCAAGUCCUCAUUUUUUAAGUUUGUCUUCGUUGCUUACUUUUCUGCAGUUCGCUGUCUAAACUU
This is a messenger RNA of Solanum verrucosum, 1242 nucleotides long. RefSeq lists its product as uncharacterized. Bases 3 to 857 code for a protein of 284 amino acids. The record is from RefSeq and is a predicted model, not a curated record. Gene Ontology annotation, biological process: rRNA base methylation. NCBI's taxonomy places the organism in Eukaryota, Viridiplantae, Streptophyta, Magnoliopsida, Solanales, Solanaceae. The transcript has 9 exons. Gene Ontology annotation, molecular function: rRNA (uridine-N3-)-methyltransferase activity.